UAUACAGUAGCUCUCUCACUACUUUGGUAUUAGAUGGUAAAAUGUUUAGCUACCCGUAAAAUAUUGCAGCUUGCUUGUUAUCUUUUAGGGUUAAAUUUGGUGUAAUUAUAGCGUAGUGCCCAAAUGUUGAAUUACAGUGUGAGUGUCUUUAUGUAACAUUUAUGUAAAUUUUACUUAUGGAAAAGCAGUGUACAAAAAAAUGUGAACAGGUUGAUAUAAUUUGGACAGAAAAUAUUUCCUCAUUGACUGAAGGAUAAGUUUAAGAUAAGACUGACAGUGAUCUCGUACUAUUAUAUACAGUGGUUCAGUGACUAAAACACAGCUUCACUUGUAUUAGUGUAACAGAAGAUCGUUAAGAAAAAUUUAAACAGAAAAGGUGUACCAACUUCGUGUUCACAAGGUUAUACAGAAAAAUACAUCUAUUUGUGGUGAAUGAAGACAAAAUCUGCUGUCACUUUUGAUUUUAGUGAAAACAAUCCUAGAUGACAAGUAAAACAGAAAAGAAGGUGAAACUGACUGUGCCUGACUCUAGUAGUGAAGAAGAUGAAGGCAUUGUUAUUAAAUUCAAUUCCCUUGGUAGAGGGACUGUCCGUCGUCGAGCAUCACAAAGAAGUCGAAGAUGUCAGCCAACUACGACGACGGCCACCCUGGUUCAUACCAGCAGAAGAGGGUCAGACACAUACCUCGAAGUUCUCCCAGAUCUCACUCAAGGAGUAGAUGAGGAGGAGACCUGGGAGAAACUUCAACAAAUUCGAGCUCAUGCUGUUCCCAUGGAAGAGAAAAGAAAACUUAAACGUCAACUUCAGUCAGCUCCAACACUCCGAACUCGUGGUCUAGCAGCCUUUAAAUUAUCUAGGAGAAAAUUUUGGACCCAGGCGAAGAACAGGUUACGAGAGAUGAUUUCCAAGAUAGAGUUGUGGCAUUGGAGUCUUCGUUACGUAGAGGGAAAUUUUGGCACAGGUCUCGUGGCUUUCUUCACUUUCAUUAAAUGGUUGCUGUACCUCAAUGUCUUCACCUGUGUGUUGUUAGCUGUGUUCAUUCUUGUGCCACAGAUUGUUCUUGCACAUCCAAAGGAUGACUGCACCAAGGAGAACAGUCCAUUUCUGGAUGAUGAUAAUAGCACAUCUUGGAUGUAUGAUAACCAAACCAACUGCUGCUUUGAAGAAUACCGGAUGGAAGUUCUCAAGGAAUCACAAAAUAUUGAUGGCCUUGGUGUCGUCCGGAUGGUUCAAGAUGGCGUUCAAGGAACGGGUGUACUGGAACUUUCAUACCUUUUUUAUGGGUCAUAUGAAAGGCGCAUUCUAACUCUAGAUGAAGCUCGAGGCUGGAAAUAUAAUUUACCUUUAGCAUACCUGUUAGUGGUGGUGGUGACACUAGUCCUUAGUCUGGUGCUUAUGGUGCGAGAAGCUGCUCGUGGUCUCAGAGAGAGUCUCAGGUCAUCAGAGGGACAAUUUUAUCAGUACUGCAAUUUAAUAUUUGGUGGUUGGGACUACUGCAUUGAGAAUAACAAAGCAGCAUCAAUAAAAAAGAAAGCAAUAUAUAAUGAACUCUGUGAUCACCUGGAGACAGAGAGAUAUAAUGAUGAAAAGGAACAAAGAACAAAAAGAGAAAGAUGCCGAUUGUACUUUAUACGUCUUGUAGUUAAUAUGGUGGUGUUGUGUUUACUGUCUGCUUCCUUCAGUGCCAUCUUCUAUAGCACCUCUUAUGCCUUUGAACAACUCCAGACAUUGAAGGGUAAUGCUCAGAAUGAGUGGGAUGAGCUGCGGAUUUUGUUGUAUGAGUACCUACCUUCUGCUGUGAUUGUCACACUCAAUAUAAUCAUCCCUUUCAUACUCAGGAUUCUUGUUGAGUUGGAGCAUUAUACACCCACCUUUAUUUUGGUGCUGACACUUGUCCGCACAGUGUUCCUGCGGCUAGCCUCACUCGUCGUCCUCCUCUUCUCCAUCUAUCAAGGCAUCAGCCAGUGUCCCAUCCCAGAAGCUGGCAACUGUAUAAAUGAAGACUGUGAUCAACCUAGAUGUUGGGAGACAUAUGUGGGCCAGCAGCUGUACAAAUUGACAAUCUUAGAUUUGAUUAUUAUGUUCAUAUCAACUUUCCUAGUCAACUUGCCAAGAAAAUGUAUUGGCCACAAGCUCAUGCGAGGCAGCCGUAUUGGGGCAGCCAUAGGAGAUAUAGAGUUUAUAAUUCCUAAGCAUGUGCUGGACAUUGUGUAUGGCCAGACACUAUGUUGGCUUGGGAUGUUCUACUCUCCAAUACUUCCAGCUGUGACUGGCAUCAAACUAGUUUUUGUGUUCUACAUAAAAUAUUUUGACUGCACUGUGAAUAGCAGUCGAUCAUCUCAGCUGUACCGAACAUCACGCUCUAAUGCCCUCUUCAUCAGCAUUCUCCUAGUGUCCUUCAUCGUUACUAUUAUUCCCGUUGGCUACUCAAUUGCUGAAAUUAAGCCUUCGAUUGCGUGUGGCCCAUUCAGAGGUUUAACUACCAUCUGGAGUGAAAUGGUUGGAGUCAUAUCAGAAUCUCCUAACUGGCUGCAGGCUGUGCUGUUCUUCAUAGGAACAGCUGGUUUUGCCGUUCCAGCCAUAAUUAUACUCAUCCUGGCCUGGUACUACUACUAUGCGGUGGCUGCCGCCAAUAAGCACAUGGUGGCGCUAUUGAAAAAUCAGUUGGUCCUGGAGGGGCAUGACAAACAGUUUCUCUUAACAAGGCUAGAUCACAUGAUCAAGAAGACUGCCGAGGAGGAGGAAGCAGCCAAGUCUUCCAGCAAUACUGAAGAAGAGACAGGACAUAGUAAUGACCAGACUCUGGAGGCUUAAGCUUGUGCUCAAGGUACUGCAGCAACAAAUUAUAAAUUGUACAGAAUUGUUAUCAGAAUUUAUAAAUAUUGCUUUUUCUAGCUGCUAUUCCUUACAGGGGCCUAGAUUAAAAUGCCAUUUCUUAUGAAUAAGAAAAGAUUUGUAGAAGGGUCAUAAGAGGCUUUAUAUAUAUGUACAUAUAUGUUAUGUAUGCAC
Cherax quadricarinatus is the source of this 3008-nucleotide messenger RNA. Lineage: Eukaryota; Metazoa; Arthropoda; Malacostraca; Decapoda; Parastacidae. The record is from RefSeq and is a predicted model, not a curated record.